Molecule: messenger RNA, 4906 nt
Organism: Gossypium raimondii (Peruvian cotton)
Lineage: Eukaryota; Viridiplantae; Streptophyta; Magnoliopsida; Malvales; Malvaceae
Exons: 5
Coding region: 377-4399 (1340 amino acids)
Source: RefSeq, a predicted model, not a curated record
CGAUCACUCACUUUCUUGAUCUUCUUUUUGUGCCACCUCACAUUUCCUUUCUAUUCUCUGCAAAACUACUGAAUAAACAAAUGUGAGAGUGAGAGAGAGAGAGAGAGAGAGAGAGAGAGAGAGAGAGAGAGAGAAACGACACCAUCACUACUUCAUAGCUGUUUUAAUAACCUUUUCAGAGUUGCCUUCAGUUUCAAUUUCCCAAGUAUUAAAAUCCUCGGGGUUUCUGGGUUUUUCCAGUUUCAUCACUGGAGAACUCUUAAUUGUUGCUCUUUAGCUAUUGGGUUGAUCUUAAUUUGAUUGCUCUGUCUUUCAUUUAAUUCUAUCUCUAAGUUUGGAAGUUACGGAGAUAAAAAGUUUAUCAUUAUAGUGAGAGAUGGGAACUCAAAGAUUGGAAUUUGGAGUUAGAGUUAGGAAAUUAAUGGUGAUAUCAGUUAAAAUAUGUUAUAGAUCAGUUUGGAAUCAUCCAUUUUUUUUUGGGUUGGUUUGCUUUUUGAUGCUUUUGUAUACCUCAUUUCCUUUGUUAUUUUCUGCUUUGGUUACUGCAUCUCCUGUUUUGGUCUGCACUGCUGUUUUACUUGGUACACUAUUGAGUUUUGGGUCACCAUACAUACCUGAAAUCAAUGAAAAGGAAGAAGAAGAGAAAGCUAGCCAUGAUGUUCCAGAAUUGAAAACCAGGGCUACUGAGGACAAUACUGUUGUGGAGAGAAAUGUUGGUGGUGAUGAUUUUGUUGAAGAAAGACAUGUAGGGGAGAGGUGGGGUAUAGUCAAGAAUGCUGAGGAGAAAGUUAAUUUGGUCUAUAAUGAGGUUGGUGAAGUCGAGGAAGAUGAUGGUUCAGUUCGUUAUAAGCUGUUGGUGGAUGACGAUUUGGAUUCUAGGGAUAUUCAUUGUGAGAAUGGGGUGAUUGAUGAGGUAGAGGGAUCAUUGAAUGAUUCGUUGGUGGAGAAGAAGAGGGAAAUCCAGGAGGAGAUUCUAGGAAGUGAAGGCCUGUUGAGUAUGGUGAAGGCAUUGGAUGAUCAUCAUGUUUUGACGGAUACUGUAGGAGAUAGGAAUCUUGAAGUGGAGGAUUGCAAACUCAGAGAAGAUCUCAGUGAUGAACAAAGGGAUGAUGAAUUCGAUUCUCUGGUGUUCUCUUGGAAACAUGCUGUGGACAAUGAGGAUGAUGGUGAUGAUGAAUCGUUGGAUUUUGGUUCUGAUGGUGCUGAUAGUUCCUCUCCUGAUGCUUCAAUGGCUGAUAUGAUUCCGAUGCUUGAUGAGUUGGAUCCGCUUUUGGGCUCUGGAGCUCCACAACCAGCUCAGUUGUCUGAUAAUGGUUCAGAUGCCAUCUCAGAGAGGUCUCAUGAUAGUAAUAAUGAUGAAAGUGUUGAGUCCGAUGAGUUAGAAAAUCAAAGGGAGGAAGAUGAUGAUGAUGACGAUGAGAAGGAUGCGGGAGAUGGAGCUAAGGAAGAUAAAGAGGAUGAAAGUAAAUCCGCAAUCAAAUGGACAGAGGAUGAUCAAAAGAAUCUCAUGGAUUUGGGGACUUCAGAGCUCGAAAGAAACCAACGAUUGGAUAAUCUUAUUGCAAGGAGAAGGGCCCGUAAAACCAUGAGAUUGAUGAUUGAGAAGAAUCUGAUAGACGUGAAUAGUGCUAAUAUUCCCUUAAACAUCACACCAAUUUCUACAACAAGACAUAAUCCAUUUGAAUUUCCAUAUGAUUCCUAUGAUGACCUAGGGUUACCGCCCAUUCCGGGGUCUGCUCCGACUAUUUUGCAGCCAAGAAGAAACCCUUUUGAUCUUCCUUAUGACUCUAGCGAGGAAAAACCCGAUCUUAAAGGAGAUAGUUUCCAGGAGGAGUUUGCUGGUGUUAAUCAAAGGGAAACAGUUCCCCAAAGAGAAGCCUUCUUAAGAAGACAUGAAAGCUUCAAUGUGGGACCAUCAUCUUUAGGUUUUCCUCAGCAAGAGCUUAAGUGGAAACCAUAUUUUGUCCCAGAGCACUUAGUAACUGAAGGAUCUAGCUCUUCUUCAUUCCAUAGGCAGUCAAGUGAAGUUAGUGAGUCGAAGUUGAGUUCUGUUCCUGAUACUGAAUCAGUGAGUUCAGUUGUGGAUGAGGAGGACAAGUCAUAUGAGCAAGACAUUUCUCAAGAAACUGAACUGGUCACAAAUGAAGAUCAUGUUUCUUUCCAUGAUGAACAAGAGAGCAUAUCGUCUGGGGAUGUUGAGCUUGCAGAUGUUGAUCAAGUUGAGAAUAGAGGUGUUCACCUUGCUGUGGUUGGGAUCACAUUCAGAGAUGGAGAAAGUCAGCUGGAAACAGAAUCAGAUUUUCCUGAAGCUGGAGCAACUGCUUAUGUGCAAUUCAAUACGACUGAAACAGAAUCAAAUUUGACUGAAGCUGGAGCAACUACUCUUUUGGAACUCAAUCCAAGUGAUAUUUAUCCCAGAACAGGGCCAGUUGACGAGGAUUUUAGCAGUAGGUCCAGUUUGUCAUCGUUAUCGGAAAUAGAUGAAAAGAUAUCUGAUUUCACUGGAGUAGAAGCUGCAGGUUUUGAACCGAGAGGUCAUGAAAUUAAAGAAUCUUCCAUAUCCAUACAACCAUCAUUUGAAGAAUCAGAAUUCCAUUUUACAACUAGGGUGGUGGAUGAUAAUCAGCAUAGCGAACCUGUUUAUGAUUCAAGUCCAUCAGUUGAGAAGAUCCUCUCAUUUUCAUCUGCAUCUCCUGAGGCACAAGCUGAGACAUCUGAAAUGGGUGCACCCUCAAUGUUUGUUGAGUCAAUUGAUAAGGAACCUGAAGGAAUUGGUGAAACAAGAGAACAGGGUACUUCUAGUUUUCAAGAGAUGCAUGCAGCAUCCUUGGAUUUGUUUGAAAACGAACCAAGGGUAAGGGAUCUACCAGAGAUCAGUGAGCAUGAUGGUACAGAAGCUGGUUCAUCAGGGGUUUCUUCCACUUUUUCUGAUCAUAAUGUAUCACCAGUGCCUGAAUCUGUGGUUGAAUAUGUUUCAAUAGAUGCAGGCUCGUCAUCUUCUGACAGAGGAUUGGAGGACAGUUUCUCAAAAAAGGAAGACAGCUUUAUCCAUCAAGAGGACCUAUUAAGCCUUGGUGCAGAGAUGAAUCUUGCUGCUGAGCAAGGAAUGGGUAAGAUUUUGGAUUGUUUACCAGAAGAACAACAGCAUCUGAUGAACCCCGUUGAAUUUUCAGAGGCUGCUCCAGGAGAUUGGCAUGCAGUUGUAAAGGAAGACACUCUGCUUGAGCGAGAUGAAAUACAUUCGUCAAGUUCAUCAGAGCAUGACUUAGUAGCGGGGGGUGUUUGGCCCAAGGAAGAAAUCAUCCAGACUGAAUGCUGUCAAAUGCAUUUGUCAAACUUGGAUGCAAGUCUUGAUGUUGAAGCCCACCAUGAUAAGGGUGAGGAGUUGUCUUCCACAACUUUGACUCUCCAGGCUAUGCCUUACAAUGAUGAAAGUUCAUCCACAGAGGAUGAAUAUUAUCACAUAACAGUGGCUCAAGUUAACCCUUCAAAGGCUAACCUCAGGGAGGUGCUUAAAACUGACUCUGAAAUGGGUCAAGUUCAACCAAUAUAUUCGGAUUCAAAGAUUGAUUGCGAUGUUGACCAUGAUAUGAAUUUGGAGGGAAUUCCUUUUAACUCUAGUUAUCAAGCUCUGCCUUCUAGAGAAAACCCACCAGCAUUGGAGAAACAGCUGAUGCUGUCUAAUUCUAUGGAUGAACCAUCCAUUGAUGAACAUGAUAAGCUGGAGGAACCAUCUAUUAUUGCAAUGGAGUCUACACUGGAAUUAGACUUUGGCAACAAUGAUGUUGAUUUACUUAAAAUUCCUGGGUCUGAAGACAAACUUUCAGCAAACUACACUUGCAUGACUUCGGAAUCUACUUUUCCUGCUGAGAGUCCUGAACAUUCAUUGCCAACGGAUCGAGAUUUGAAAGAGCGGAUCCUAAAUGAAAUGGAAAGUGAGGGCAGCCCUCAAGAUCUAUCAGAACACUUUAAUCAUGCAGCAGAAAUAUAUGAAGAGGAUAAAGAGAUUAAAGAGAUUAAUGAAAAAAUUCUCUCUGAAUUGGAUGCCAUUGGGGACUUCAAUCUCAGGAAAACUGAUUUACCAGAGGGAUCUCAUACUGCCUAUACGGAAUCUCCAGUCUUACCGGAGGAUACGAAGACCAAGGCCAAUGUUGAUCAGCCUGUUCUUGAAGCAAGAUCAGUAGAAGAUAUUGAUUUGGCUUUCAAGCAACUUUAUGAAGGGAUCGAUGUUGAGGAAGUAAUUCAUCCACCAAGUAUGAUUGAGAAUCCACAGGAUCAAGCAGAUACCAAUCCAAAAUUACCUGUUGGUGAGGUAAGAUCUCUAGAGGAUAUUUGUAAAGCUUUCCAACAAAGCCCGGAAUCUAAUUCAGCAGAGCUGCCAUAUUCUUCAGACAUUUGAAAUGGAUCAUCUGAAAUACAGCAGAAUGAUGUGGUUUCCACUAAAAAGAUUCAAACUAGUAAUGUAGUCUCUGGUAUUCAAGAAAACAGGGAGAAUGCUGCUAAUGAAGAAGCAUCUGAAAAUCGAGUCUGAACCUUAAAGGUAAGAAAACAAAAUCUAAUGACUCAAGCUCUAGCUGGAGCUCCAGGCAAGAAAAUAUAUAGUUCAGAAAGAGAAAAGAGAAGUAAGUUUGGUGUUAAGUUUUUGGGUUGUCUAGUUUGGUUACCAUCAUGUUUUUUUGAUUAAUGGUAGUCAUUUUCUUUUUAUUGAUUGAUUGAUUUCUUCAACAAUGAGUUGUGGUUUGGUUUGUUCCUUUCUUUUUUUUUUCUUCUUAUUUGGUUGUUUUCUGCCUUUCAAUGGUAUAUGAUUGAUUUUGAUGGUUGAAUAUUUGGUUGUGUAAAUUAUAGAUGGGGGUUGUAGAAGUGCUCAAUUCUAAUUCUAAUCAUAUUUGUGGAGUUGCUUUUCUAA